Molecule: messenger RNA, 1015 nt
Organism: Oncorhynchus nerka (sockeye salmon)
Lineage: Eukaryota; Metazoa; Chordata; Actinopteri; Salmoniformes; Salmonidae
Gene: sft2d3
Product: SFT2 domain containing 3
Exons: 1
Coding region: 83-757 (224 amino acids)
Biological process (GO): vesicle-mediated transport
Cellular component (GO): membrane
Source: RefSeq, a predicted model, not a curated record
GUGACGUCAUCAUUUGUGCUGCAGGCAGAAUACUCAGUCGCACAUAAAGGAAAUUUGUCAACAUACAAGUCGACGAGAAGUUAUGGCGGAAUUAAAUCGAAGUCUUCAAGAAUAUCUGGCCCAGUCUAAAGGUGGUGCCAAGACGAUAUCUCAGUCCAGCUCAAGUACGACCAUAGAUAUCGAAUCCACUUCGGUAGCUGGGAGCUGGUUCGGUAGCUGGUCGAGCCCGUUCUCUGGUUCCAGCAGUCGCGGCGGAGGUUCGACAGGCCAAGGGUUAGGCAGCGGCUAUUCCUGGCCGUGGUCUACGGAGCCAGACCCAUGUCUUCCGGGAAUGAGUCGCUCGCAAAGACUGGUCGCUUUCGGAGUGUGUAUUGCGUUCUCAGCGUUGUGCUUUGGACUGUCCGCCCUGUACGCACCCUUGUUGCUGUUGUAUGCGCGCAAAUUUGCCCUUCUCUGGUCUCUCGGCUCUCUUUUCGCGAUUCUGGGAGCAGCGAUACUGCGGGGACCCAGCAAGCUUAUAGCGAGGCCGACUCCCAGCGCGUUGGUGUAUCUGUGCUCUAUUGGAGGUACACUUUAUGCAGCGCUCAGCCUUCACAGCACCAUACUCACCGCCGUCGGAGCCAUUGUCCAGGUUGCCGUAAUCGUUGGGUACAUCGUCUCUUUGCUGCCGGGCGGUAGCGCAGGAAUUCGAUUCAUGGGAGGGAUGGCAGUGUCUGCUAUCAAAAGGACUGUCACGGGUAAAACGAUGCCAAUUUAACCACCACUUCAAUUAAUCCGAACGGAUUUUUGCCCUCUUGUGAAUAGGACUGAAUGACUAGUUUAGAGUGCACUAGCAAAACAAUGUGAUGUCAUAAUGUGGCCCAUGACAAUGGUGUUAAUUCCUUUUCUCUUGUAAUUUACUUCUGAUGGACCAACAUGCCCAGUUAUAUAUCAGAAUAAGACUCAAAUGGAACAGACCAGCAGAGAACUAUGAAGCCUCAUGUCUUUUUUUCAACUAAUAAAAUGUACAAUCUUA